Racocetra persica is the source of this 196-nucleotide messenger RNA. The record is from the annotation of a GenBank genome assembly. Lineage: Eukaryota; Fungi; Glomeromycota; Glomeromycetes; Diversisporales; Gigasporaceae.
AUGUCAGAUAGUUCUCAUGUAAAAAUUCCAAUCGAGGCAAAUAAAAAAAUUUCGGAAAUUGUCUGCUCGCCUAACUUAAAAUAUGUUGCUUCAUUAGACGAAAACGGCAAUAUUAGUCUUUGGCCUAUUAUUGGUCAAAAGCAAUCUUUAGAGAAUGAAAAAACAAUCAAUAUUGGCAAUAUUUACACAAAAAAUG